Molecule: messenger RNA, 1415 nt
Organism: Thecamonas trahens ATCC 50062
Lineage: Eukaryota; Apusomonadida; Apusomonadidae
Exons: 2
Coding region: 21-1334 (437 amino acids)
Cellular component (GO): plasma membrane
Source: RefSeq, a predicted model, not a curated record
CCACCCACACAUUGUUCUCCAUGGCUGCAUGUGCUGAAGAGACUGCCGACCUGCUGCUGUCGGUGGCGGGUGAGACGCAUGUCUUCCACAUUUCGGGCGCCUCCAAGGAGCUGGUCGCCACGGGCGAGCUGAAGGUUCUCGCUGUUGACUCGAGCGCCAACGCCAAUGCCGACGCCGCCGACGCCGAUGAGGCAAAGGCGGACGACGACAUGUUUGUGUUCCUCUCGGUCAACGACUACACGUACCCGAUCACCCUCGGCGCGUUUGUGCCUACUCUCCGCAUCGCACCCGCGUCGUACGUCCUUCCGCUUCCCGAGGACCAGUACCUCGGUGUCGUCCUGCCCAACGACGCGCCCGUUGCCUCGGUCACCGAGUUUGAGCUCUUCCUCGCGGAGAACACCGACUUCCGUGCCGAGGUUGUGACACAGCCCAAGGCUGCCGCUAGCGGCGGCGGCGACGACGACGACGACGAGCAGACCGCCGAGGUGGCGCCCCCAGCGCCGCUUCCGGCCGCCGACGACGUUGCCGGCGACGACGCGGUGACCAAGGCGGCGUCGACCGCCAUCGUGCCUGUGGACGAGGCCGCGCUCGCGGCGCAGCUCCCGGUCAACGACGGCCGUGGCGAGGAGGCGCCCGGCGGCGUCGUCUCGUCGACACUCAGCAUGGUCGCUGGUGGCAUCGAGGGUGGCUCGCGCCUCGUCGGCUCGGGCCUCAUUGCCGGCGCUACCCUCUUUGGCGGCGUCUUCCGCUCCGGCGGCUCGCGGCUCAAGUCGCGGAUCAAGCCCAAGACCAAGCCGGUCGAGGUCUCGGACGGCGUCCGCUCCAAGGUCCACAACGUCAACCACGUGUCCAAGGCUGCCGUCGGCGUCUCGUCGGCCCUCGUCAAGGGCGUCCGCGCCAUGGCGCUUUCCAUCGGCAACUCGGUCGCCGAGGCCGUCAACGAGACCGGUAUCGGCAAGAAGUUCGGCUCUGGCAACGAGUCCAAGCCCGCUCUCCGCGCCGCAAAACAGGUCGUCGUCAACACCGUCGUUGCUGUUGACACCCUCCACACCUCGCUUGCCUCGGCCGGCCGCAUCCUCCUCACCGACGUCUCGGCCACCACCGUCGACGUUGUUGCCCAUCGCUACGGCGACGAGGUCGGCGACGUUACCGGCGAGUCGCUGCAGGCCGUCGGUAACGUCAUCCAGGCCGGCGCAAACGUCCGCCAGAUCGGCGUCAAGUCCAUGGCAAAGGUCGCCGCAAAGGGCACCGCAAAGGGCGUCCUCACCGGCGAGAAGCAGGACGUCGACGCGAACGGCAAUCCGCUGCUGCCCAUCCCUCCGUCGGGCGAGUAAACACACGCUGCUCUCACCCGCUCAUCCCUCCUUCCGGCCCACAAUCUCCAGCACCCGUGCCCGCCCCAGCACGCCCGUCAC